UCUGCCGUGGCUGUGGCGGGGUGGGGGCUGACAAGAUGGCGGCCGGCGGGGCUGGUGCGGCGCCGCCCGACAGCCGCCUGCUGCCCUACGCGCUGCACAAGUGGAGCUCCUUCUCCUCCACCUACCUGCCCGAGAAUAUAUUAGUGGAUAAGCCAAAUGACCAGUCUUCACGGUGGUCUUCAGAGAGCAACUACCCACCUCAGUACCUGAUUCUGAAGCUUGAAAGGCCUGCUAUAGUUCAGAGUAUCACAUUUGGAAAAUAUGAGAAGACUCAUGUCUGCAAUUUGAAGAAGUUUAAAGUCUUCGGUGGAAUGAACGAAGAAAACAUGACAGAGUUGUUAUCCAGUGGCUUAAAGAAUGAUUAUAACAAGGAAACGUUCACCUUGAAGCAUAAAAUUGAUGAGCAGAUGUUCCCCUGUCGAUUCAUUAAGAUAGUUCCACUUUUGUCCUGGGGACCCAGCUUUAACUUUAGCAUCUGGUAUGUUGAAUUAAAUGGCAUUGAUGAGCCUGAUGUGGUGCAACCGUGUCUCAACUGGUAUAGCAAGUACCGUGAACAGGAAGCCAUUCGCCUUUGUCUGAAACAUUUUCGUCAACACAACUACACAGAGGCUUUUGAGUCACUGCAGAAGAAAACCAAGAUUGCAUUAGAACAUCCAAUGUUGACUGAUUUGCAUGACAAACUUGUCUUGAAGGGGGACUUUGAUGCUUGUGAGGAGUUGAUUGAAAAAGCUGUCAACGAUGGUUUGUUUAAUCAGUACAUCAGCCAGCAAGAAUACAAGCCUCGAUGGAGUCAGAUCAUCCCCAAAAGCACCAAAGGUGAUGGAGAAGACAGCAGACCUGGAAUGAGGGGGGGCCACCAGAUGGUGAUCGAUGUUCAAACCGAGACAGUUUAUUUGUUUGGCGGCUGGGAUGGAACUCAAGAUCUGGCUGACUUCUGGGCAUACAGCGUGAAGGAAAACCAAUGGACUUGUAUUUCCAGAGACACUGAGAAAGAGAAUGGGCCCAGUGCUCGAUCCUGUCACAAAAUGUGCAUUGAUAUUCAACGAAGACAGAUCUAUACGCUGGGACGCUACCUGGACUCCUCUGUGCGGAAUAGCAAAUCUCUGAAAAGUGACUUCUACCGCUACGACAUUGACUCAAACACUUGGAUGUUACUAAGCGAGGACACUGCUGCCAAUGGAGGGCCCAAGCUGGUGUUCGACCAUCAGAUGUGCAUGGAUUCUGAAAAACAUAUGAUCUAUACAUUUGGAGGCAGAAUCUUGACCUGUAAUGGCAGCGUGGAUGAUAGCCGAGCCAGCGAACCACAGUUCAGUGGCCUGUUUGCGUUCAAUUGCCAGUGUCAGACGUGGAAACUUCUAAGGGAGGACUCCUGUAACGCCGGACCUGAAGACAUCCAAUCCCGGAUAGGACACUGCAUGCUUUUCCACUCAAAAAAUCGUUGUUUAUACGUGUUUGGUGGCCAGAGAUCAAAGACUUACUUGAAUGAUUUCUUUAGCUAUGAUGUGGACAGCGAUCAUGUGGACAUCAUAUCAGAUGGCACCAAGAAAGACUCUGGGAUGGUCCCAAUGACAGGCUUCACUCAGAGAGCGACCAUUGACCCGGAACUGAAUGAAAUACACGUCCUGUCCGGACUCAGCAAGGACAAGGAGAAGCGGGAAGAAAACGUCAGGAACUCCUUCUGGAUUUAUGACAUUGUGAGGAAUAGUUGGUCUUGUGUCUACAAAAAUGAUCAAGCGGCAAAAGAUAAUCCAAAUAAAAGCCUUCAGGAGGAAGAACCAUGCCCAAGAUUUGCCCAUCAGCUUGUGUAUGAUGAGUUACACAAGGUCCACUAUUUGUUUGGUGGAAAUCCAGGCAAAUCCUGCUCUCCGAAGAUGAGGUUAGAUGACUUCUGGUCCCUGAAGCUUUGUCGGCCUUCAAAGGAAUACUUGUUGAGGCACUGCAAAUACCUCAUAAGGAAGCACAGGUUUGAAGAGAAGGCCCAGACUGAUCCCCUCAGUGCUUUGAAAUAUUUACAGAAUGACCUGUAUGUAACCGUGGAUCAUUCGGACCCUGAGGAGACAAAAGAGUUUCAGCUCCUUGCUUCAGCUCUAUUCAAGUCUGGGUCGGAUUUCACUGCCCUAGGCUUUUCGGACGUCGAUCACACCUACGCACAAAGAACUCAGCUUUUUGAUACUUUAGUAAAUUUCUUUCCAGACAGCAUGACCCCUCCCAAAGGCAAUUUGGUUGACCUCAUCACACUGUAACUGAAGAGGAAUUGGACAUGGGAAAGAAGAGUAGGAGUCCGUUUUCAGUAUUUUUGUUUUCUAUUACGUUGAUUGACUGCAGGGCUGCAGUAAUACAGGAUUCUCCCACGUCUUUGAAGGGAUCUUACACCCACAAGUUUUACCCUUGUUUUCUCCUUUGUUUCACCCCACAGUUCUCAACCCACCCACCACCCCUACUGAAUUAGGCCAAUAAAGUGGAAUUGGAAUACUUCCAAUCUAUAUAUUUAUAAUAGUCUUCUGACUCUGACUUUUAAGAAUUAACGAAUGUAAAAAAAAAAUCAGGCAGUUGUUUUUUUUAUUUUAGGAGGAAAAUAAUUGUAUUUUAUGGGCUCACGACAACUGAAGACAUUUUUGUGUAUUGUUGGGUUUGUUCCCCCCCCCCCCCCCCCCCGGUCUCCCUCUCUCCUUUGCCUUGUAAGCAAUUGUCACCUGCUUUAUUUUCUGCCUUUAUUUGUAACCGUUGUGUAAUUCUGCAGGACACCUGCUGUAUGUUAGGGUGUGCGUGUGUGUGUGUGUGGACUUGACUUUUGUAGCUACCCUAUAUACUAUGAGAAAGAGCAGAGGGCUCCAAUUUCUGGUUCUUUUCUCAGAAAAAGUGAAUACAAUUGUAGUUCUUUCCAGGCACCUUGUCCAGAUUUGUUCAAAUCCCUUUCGAAUUUACUUACAUAAGUCUGUGUGACUGUAAAUCCUACUGUCACUCAUUGAAAGCCCCAAACUGAGAAGCUAAAGGUAGAAUUUGACCUUUCAGGAACAUUUUGAAAGAGCCAUCAGGAAGGUCCUGCGGAAGUUCAUGGGCAGUUCGUGUUCCUUGUGCAGAGGCCCCUCCUGAGUCACUUUGCAAAGCAGAAAGUGACACUGACUUUCCUUCUUGUAAGAGCUAGCAGAGCCAGGUCUUCCACAUUUGCUCUACCUCUGUGGCCCUUUUAUUUGGGGCCUCCAGGUUUCCCAGAGCCAGACCUGACUCCUUGUCCGUGCGUGGCAGUCCCGGACACCUGCUUCUUAGUGCCGAUCCUAUGAGGGGUAGUUCUGAGAAGUUCUGUUUGUCUUUGUGCGCCGCACCUCGGCAAUCAUUCCCUUAAGCCGGACACACCCUUUAAACAGGAAAAAAAGUAAAAAUCAACACCGUAGAAAUCAUUUUCUUUUGAAAAGCACACUGUAUGAUGUGGGCUUUGUUUUCCAAUAAGUUUUUUAUUGUUGUUGCAUGCCGGGCUUCAGAUUUGGUGCCACCCCAUCAGGACAGUUUGGUGCAGAAGAUCUGCUUGCAGAGUUUUAUAAUGUGCAGUUUGGACCAGAAAUGGGGAGUUUCCUCUCGGCUCUGUACGUAAAUGAAGGCUCAGCAUGGGGGUGGGGUAAAAAAAAAAACUACCAAAAAACCUGAAAAAUACUGAACUCAAUCCCACUUCCCUCCAUUAAGUUAGCUGCUCCUGGUGGGAAAACUGGGUUUUCAGAGCCCUAUGACUCUAGGACUUAGACUUUCAGACCCCUCUUCUCUUUCUCCAUAGUAGUUGCAUUCAAUUCUGUUGGAAAGCAGUAGAAAUAGGUUUUCUUAUAGAAUUAGGAGUAGUGUUUUGGGCUAUUUGACUUAACAAAUUCCCUAAAGCAAUCAGCAGAGGUUUUGUAAAUUAAGCAGUUAGAUUUACAUCUUAGCUUGUGAGCAGAUUACAUAUUUAGAUUUUUUUUUUAAUUAAUGGUAAGAUAGGUCAUCUGCCAAGUAAGUGUAGUUCAUUAAGUACCAAAUUGUGUAUCUGCAGAAUGAUCAGCCAGCUCUACAGUGAAGUCAGUGCAAUCUACUGAACGACUAGUGCCGUUCUCGAUCUUCUCGAGAGAUGGCCGUUUGAAACAAGAUGUAAACUUCGCCAACCAUUUAAUUCUGUUGCAACCCACUGGAUCUUGUUAGGUUCAAAGAAAAAUGUGGAGCCGGGCUUUAAGGUGGCUAUAUUUUUACCGUGAGCUAGGCUGUUGAGAAAGUUCCUAGUAGAAAGUCAUGUUCUGCUUGUUGUGACUCUGUAUUCUGGCACUUUAGACUUUUAACCAAAUGAAGCUGCAGCCCUCUAUUGGUCACGUCUGCAGUGCCAUGCCCCGUAGACACUGUAUAGCAUUGCUUCUGCUUUGUCUCUUUCAGCAAAAUUACUCGUCCAUAACCUGAACCAACUGAUUGUUUUCCCUCAAUAGCCACUUCCUACCACUACCCGGGCAGCUCUGGGAAGCAUUGGGCUGAUUUGUUUCGGGUUUUGUUUUUUUUUUUGGUUUUGUUUUUUUUAUUUGAGAUAGGUUUUUCCUUUUGUAGUAUUGCUUAAGAUAUUUUAUUUGAAUGUGGUUGAACCCAAAAUGACCAUUUGGAGUCCAGCCCCAUUAGAGCCUUUUAUGGAGAAAGAGACAGAUUGGAAAUGGGAUGGAUUUAGGGUGCGUUGUUGGUCGUAAUCUCAAUGGGAAAUGGAUGUCUUCAUUAUUUUCUGUACCCAAGUUUGAUUCGCAUUGUGCACUUUUUUUAAUCUGUCAAAGCUAAGUAACUCUGAUUUGGUCCUGGCAGACGUGGGCAGUCAGUGGUUGUAUGUAUUUCCAAUGAAUGAUACAAGUGACGUAAUUUGAAUGGAGAACGCAAUUAGGCAAUUAGGCGCACCGUUUAGAUUGUCUAGCAUAAAUGAGUUACUUGAAAUGUCUAAUUCUAUACCUCUACUCUAGUGCUUCCUGCUUUGGAACACCUGGAUCAUAUCCCACCGUGAAUGGAGUGCUUUAAAAGUCCCAAACGUCGACAUUGUUGUGCUGUAACCCCUGGUAGAUUUGUGGCCUUUCCCAUUCCCAAUUUCCACAUGUACACAAGGCAAGUUAACCUCGCUUCUCUCCCCUGUGGGGUUCUGGUACUCUGAAUUGAGGUUGAGCUGCGCAUCUGACCCUGCUCCUCUCUUGGUGGGGGAACAGCAAUGCACGUGAAGCUCUCAUUUUGGCGGAGCCACAGAGACAUCGUGUGGCCAGUGUAGUCAAUUCAAAGUUGACAACAACUUUGGACAAAUUGAAGAGGAAGAGCCUGAAUAACAUAAGGGGACUGUAGCUUCUGAAGCUAGCUCUCCUUGUUAAUCCUGGCAGCCGGUCUUUAUUUGAAUAUUAAACCGGUCACCUUGUAGGGCUCCCUUGUCUGGUUGGCUUGUCUGUCACGUGUCUUCUCUAGCUGAUGAAAAUGGAUGGAUAACAGCCUGUUUCUUUUCCAAUUAAGGAUUAGAAAUGUCAAUCAAUUUCAGAGCACAGCUUGAAUAAUUUGAACCAUUGUCGAGUUGUGUGCAUGGGUGGAAUAGAUAAAUAAUCUAUACAGUAAUAUGUCCAUUUUGAACUGAUUGUCAUUCCAGAGACUUCCCAUCCUAACAAUUUUACAGAGCCACCCAGAGAUCAAAUUCCAUUUCAGAGAAGGAACUUCGAAAACACAUACAGCCAAAAUUAGCAUAGAAAUAAGCUUGAAACUUUCAGAUCACCUUCCAUCCAGUAGUUGAUCUUGUGGUGAAUGUAAGAAUGGUGCUUAGCGGGUUGAAAGGCAGUUACUCGAGAGCCUGGUUUUUGACUUAGGAGCUCUAAACCCUCCUGUGUUUACAUAGUGAUUACAUGUUGAAUUUUCCCUGUAAUUUGUGUAUCUCCACAUGGCAUCUAUAGGAUAAUUGUAGGUCAUUUAAUCGUAUGGUGAAUCGAGGCAGUUUACAUAAAAGAUGAGUGUUGUAAAACAAAAAUGUUGUCACCUCUUUAGCCAAUUGAAUAUUUUGUUCCAAUGACUCUGGUCCCCAAAGCGUCAAUCAGCUCGUCGGUUUUUCUUGACUUCUUGGUUUUACAGGGAGCCAGGGAGGAAGUGGGCAUGGAGAGACUUUGUACCAACAACUUGAAAAGAUUGUAGUGCCUGCUCCCUUUAGAGCAGUGCACCAUUUCUGGCCCUUUCUAACCAAUAAAGCCUUUAGUAGGUAUCUCUCUUCUCUCUUUCUCUCUCUCCCCGCCCAUCCCCUAGUCUUAGCACUAACAGAGAUUGAUCUUUUUGUUUAGAUCAGUUCUGCUUUGGCUUAAACGAUCUCCUUGAAGUAAACAUAAGUUCCAGGGAAGUUAUUUGAUUUGUCUGAUUUUUGUAGUUUGAAAGAUCCCAAUGCCUCCAUCUUGGCAGUCUUUUAGCAGUUGAAAGUGGUUGCAGCAAGAUUCUUUGAAGUGAACAGAAACAGUUGAAAAGGGUCUGUGAAUUUGACCAAAUGAAAUUAUUCUAACUGUGUUUGAAUUUCAUAUCACGGCCAGUGUUUAUCUCUCUCAGGCUGUUGAUUGAACUGUAAGAGUUUUCUGUCUCAACUGUCUCUUAAGGGGAUAGGAUUGAGGGAAGUCUCUUGGUGCUGUACUUGUCAAAAUUCGAUUUUAAGAUCUAAGCGACUUUGGAAACUGAAGAUUGUUUCCCUUUGUUUCUGAUUGGUUCUUCCAUCUCCGUGAAGAUUUGUGGAGGAUUUUCCCAUAAAUCCUGGCCUGAUGCUAAGAAAAUAAUGAAAACUCCUUACAUUUUCCUUUUUACGCAGACAGAGCAGGAAAGAUGCUAUAUAAGAUUUAGGGCCCAUUUAUACUGGUUUGGGCAAUUGUAUUUUGCUUUAAGAAACGAAUAUUGGGUAAGUCUAAGUACAGGAUCUGCUUUAGUCCACUCUAAAGGUUAAAACACAGGCAUAGAAUUCUGGUCAGGUGUAUUUUUGCCAUCUCCCUACCAUAUUCUCAGCACCUUUUCUCCUGACCCUGCUAAUAGGUGAGUAUUAAGAGUACCUGGAAGUAUUGUUCCUUACUAGUCUUCCUGCAUUUCAGAGCAGCUACAAGAGGAAAUGGAUUUUCUGUGACUCAGGAAUUUGCUGCUUUUUAUUUCCCGACAACUCUGAAAUCGAUAAUAUUUUUAGUCAGUUGUAUUUUUAAAGAUCCGGGUGAGGCUACUUUUGCUUAUUAAAGUAGAAGGAUGCUGGGAAUUUUGUUAUAAAUCUGAUUAAGCAGAGGCCAUUCCCAAUGAGAUCAGAGCACAGUGAGAACCAUAUGAAAUGCCCCAAGCUCACUCAGGUGCUCUCUCUCCCAGAAAACAAUCCUUAGGUGCCAAUUUUCAGAACUUAAAAUUAAAGCUCAGAUUCUGAAUAAGAGCUUAAUGCAGAAAUUUCUAAGAUGCCCAAGUACUAGAAUAUAAAACAUUCCCCUUCAUUGAAAAUAAAAUACAUUGCAGUUUCUUCCCAGUUUUGCUCAAUUUGAGUGACAAAAUUUAACUAUAUAAUCAAAAUCAUUUUUCUGUUCCCGGUUCAACAGAUUUGACGGGGAAAUAUGGGGUCCGGGGAAAUGGGCCAAUUCUGCAUGAAGGGAAAAAAGGUAAAUUUCCUUUUGAAAUAAUCCCUCCCAUCAGAUUGAGAUGGGCCAUUACAGACUGGGAGGGAUACUUAUAAUCUCCCUGGAGGCCUUUCUCUAGCCAGCCCUUUGGAGUUUAGGGUUCAUCUGGGGGAGGUGGCAAGAGACAGCUGUCCCUGUGACAAGUAUGUGAAAAACACCAUGUGGUCUGAACCCAAGAACAGGAGCCAAGAAAUCCAGACUCUAAUCCUGUCUCUGCCAUAUUCACCCACAUCCACUGCUUGAUGCCUACCGUUUUCUUGCCUUUAUAUGGGAUUGGUGAUUUGUCUUCUCAUAAGGAAGAAAUCAUGGUGAGGCAUCCUUUGAGGGGGUUAAAGUCUGGCAGAAGAGUUUGAAAGCAUUAGCAUCAAUUUAACGGCAAGGAAGUCCAGCGCUCACCUUCUCCUUGUUGGUUCCAGUGUUUCGUGGAAAGCAGGUUACUGGUGACCCGGGCUCAGGACCUCAUCAUUUUGCGGAGCCCUUUGUGAGGAGUUAGAUGUGAACGUGCUGGCCUGUUGUAUGUAACCAUGGGAUUUUUCUGCUGUCCACUUGGUUUAGACCCCUCUGGCAGUUUGCUCUGAGCCAUCUGGGUUGUAAUCGCUUGUGGCAGUCUGUGCUGUCUGCCUCGUUAACACCAGCUUGAGGAUAUUGCCGUUCUUCAGUUCUGUUCCUUGCUUCCUUAGCGCCAAACUAAUUGGCAAAGGAGACAGACCGAGAGACCUGAUUAACAUGGGUGCUCAUGUGGCCAGUGCCAAGCUUCAUUUUCAUGUGUUGUUUGAUAACUCCCAAGAAAGUCCAUGUCUAAAAGGCAGCCUACAGUCAGUCUACAUUUUCUGGCCCUUCUGUUCUUUUUUUGUCUUAAUGCCAUCAUUUCUUGACCUAGAGGGAUGGUAUAGUCCUCAUUUCAAAAUAAAAGAGUGUAUUUAGCCCUCAAAACCCUGGUCCCUCCACUGCUUUUUCUCCUGCAGCAGAACAGAUGGAUUGGGGUCGGCCACAUUACAACGGGGAAGGCUGGGAACCCCUGCCACAUCUGAUAAACAUUGUGAACUUUGGGAGCACGCUUCAUUCGUUCAGGAAAUGCCUCUGCCUCCCUCAAGCUUCUCUUCUAGCCCAAUCAAAGACUUCGAAGAGCUACACCAAUUCCCCUUCAGGAGGGUAUCAUUAUUUUACAAUGCCACGAUGUACCAGGCCAAAACAGCUGGCCGGUCGGCCACUCCCAUACUUAGCCUGUGGUCUGUUCACUUUCUUGUUGCUCUGUUGAUCCGUUUAUUUUGAGGGGGAAGUAAGGGGUGUGUGACCGAGUCUAGGUUCCCUAGUUUUUGUUUUAAAAGCAUUAAAGCAUUUUAAAGCAUUGUUUAGCAGGUGACAUCUGGGCUCUUGCAUUCUAGAAACUCAGCGGGAAGUUGUCAUCUGUGGGUGUGUGGAGUGGCUAAAAAGUUAUUAUAGAUAGUUAUUUUAUAGAUCAGUUAUGAGCAUGUUGACUGGCCCAGGGGAAGGGCCAUGCAGUCUGGAACUUUAGAUAAUAAACAGGUGAAAUUGCACAAGCAGCAUCUCGUGGCCACCAUUGAUAAUGCCAAGACUUGCCAAAUUGAGUAGUGGUCUCUGUCUAGACAGUAAGAUGGGCAUUGUCAUCAAGAGGUUCUGGUUGUUGUCCCUUGGAGUGUUGUAGGUUUUCUUUGAGAGGUGGGGAGGUUCCCCUGCUGGACUCCCUCUUUUCGGUCAGAUGGGUUCUGCAUAAAGUUGAAACAGUCUUCUUGUCAGUGGUGAUGAUAACAUGUUUCUGGCCCAGUGUCCCCUGACCAGUAGAUUCACCCCUUGAGGCAUUCCUUGAGCCAGGCUCCUGGUUUCAGGUACCAGUGAGAUGCCAUCAACAAUUGGAAAGUCUCCCUGUUUUUAAGGGAAAGACUUGGAUUUGGAGACUUUUAAACGCACAGUAUUUUUCUCUCAUGUGGAGUACCCAGCUCGCAGCCUCUGGAUAAACUUAUGAUAAACCUGUCCUCUGCUGGCUGCAAGUGUUUGUCCAGUUAGAUUAGAGUGGAGCUCUUUAGGGGUGGAAGAGGGUGAUUUUUAAAAACUUAAUGGUGGGAGCUAUCUCACUGUGUCACCUUGUCUUGAUAUCCCUCCCCGGUGUCACAAGCCUACUCAGAAAGCAGAGUAUAGUACAGCACUGAGGGCCUCAGCGCAGGAAGCCGGAGAAGGAAAGCAGGGGGUGGACACCGUGCAUCCUAGUCUGGAUUCUUGGCUUUGACAGAGGCAUAACUUGGGCACAAUAUUAGGAGCAGAGAGGCCAAUUCUGGUCUUCCCCCUUCUCCAUGGAGCCUUGUUAGAGCUUCUAAUGCUUUCAAAUGGUUAUAGAUCCCCUGGAUACAGGAGGAAAGGAGAAUCUGACCCAAUCAGAAAGAUGCCGCUAUAGCCAGAGGCAUCCUGUCUCCAACGUCAACUUUGUAUCUCUGUCAUCAUCUUCCCGCAGCAGGAGAGACCUGCCAUUUCUGGGAGGUGUGCAGGGCUUGAAAGACAGUUGCUGUCUGGGUGGGGGCCCUCCACCUCCUCACCCUUUAGAAAACACAGGCUGCUUUAUUGACUCUCCAGCAGUUCCCUCCACCCCAUCUCCUAGUGCAGCUAAAAAUUCGAAUUAACUGGGCCAGCUCGAAACUAGUGGUGUCAUAGAACUGUUCUUCCUCAAGUUCAUGUGUCUAACCUGUAUACUUCUAAGCAUCGGCUGUUCCCAUCUAAAGGAGGAUUUUGCGGUCAUUUCACUCACUACAGUCCUGGAUUCCAGGUAGCACUCACAUCCUGGACACCAAAAUCCCCAGGGAGCUGCCAGGUUGGGAUGACCUAACGUGAAUAAUUCUAUUUCCUGGGCACCGUCGGAAGCCUCGAAGCCACAGGUUAGGCCUUGCUGAUGGAAUCUUUGCAGCAUCAGACUCCAGGCUGUCCAGAAGGUGCAGGUGGUGAUAGCCAAAGGUUGAGUUAAAAAGCUUUUGGUCACCAGCUUCCUUGCCGGGACAUUUCUGGGUAACUGGGUGCUUCAUCACCUCCUGCUGUGUCCCCACCCCAGCCAAUCCUUCAGCUGAGGCAUUGGGAUGGUGCUGAACAGGAUUUACCAUGCAACUGAUCAGUUCCCGGGAAUGUCGAGUCCUUGAGCCCAGUUGUGAGUCUUCUGGGUGUGUGGCCCUGGGCACAGGCAGCCCUCGGUGAUUUCCACCUCCCCGUGUGCCGUCGCAUUCUCAGAGCUCCCCAAAAGUGCCGGCCGAUCCCAGCCUGACACAGAGAUUUUAGGGAGUGGCCCAGCUGCCUUCGGUGAGGCUACUUCUCCAGUCCUUCUCUGCCUUGGUUCCCAUCACUCUAGUUCUGGAGGCCUUUGGUUUUCUCCAGGUUUGGGGAGCCAGGGCGACACACCUCUGACAUUUCUCUCCUCCCUAGCAUUAGUGAGGCCUUCCAGGGGGAACUUUUCCGGGCCUCUCUGCAGCUGAUGGAGUCAAGACCAGCAAGAGUACCACAUAGGGCCUUUGGGGAAGCAGUCCGGUUCCAGGGAACAGGGCAAGGAGCCCAGCCACGGAGGGAAGCUUCAAAAUAAAGCCUGCAGCCUCUGUUUAAAAUCUCUGAGAUGUCCAAAUGCCUCCCCCUGCAUCCUAUUCCAUUGGGUCUGAAGGCUUGCGAGAGCUGCUGUGCUCUUUCCUUAGCUUGGGCUUUCAAGGCCAAUCCACCAACUCCUCGGGGCCCUGUCCCCUCCUUAUUCCUGGCCCCAUCCCUAGAGAUUACCCAAUGCUCUAGCGUCCUCCCUGCCCAACUCUGGAUUUUUAGAAGGCACCCAGUCUCCCGCUUAAUUGGUGGCUGCUGGUUGGGUGGCAUUUGAGCCGUCGAUCUCCACUCUAAUUUUUAUAGGGGAGGCGAGCGGGGCCAGUGAUUCCAAGAUCAUGGAAAUGGUUCAUCGUGUCUGGAGGGUGUGGAUGGUAUGGUGCCCCCAAGUAGCAAGCUUUCAUCUCUUCUGUGAUUUCCAGACACGAAGUACACUGCUCUACCAUUGUCGCUGGUGUCGGGAAAGAGAUCAUACCCAGGGCCUCUUCAUCAAUCUUCCUGAAUCAGUCCUUGCCACACAAGACAGGAAUGAAUUCUGUGCCGUGGUGCUACGCUGCUGCUCAAACCACUACCACUCUUCUUGAUAACUUUCCUCUCUCCUCCCCCGUCCUCCUCCUCCUCCUCCCUCCCCAACCUCAAAUUUUUUGCCUUCUGCAACUGUACUAGCCUUUGGUGCUUUGGGUCUUGGGCCUUCAGAGCCCCCAGCACUACUGAACAUCGGAGUGCAAGUGGGAUUUUCUAAACUGCUAGGAAUCUAGUUUUCACAAGGUUAGGUGUAGAAGCUUGGCAUUUAGGGAGAGGCGAGCUACACGAUAGACCCAAAACACUCAUGUCGGUAGAAGUCAGCACUGCUCUCUCCGUUUCAGACAUUCAUGCUGAUGACUGAAAAAUCUUCUGGGAUUGAGGAUGAUGGGGAAAGGGGAGACCCGAAAACCCCACAUCCUUGUUGUAUCUCCUGCGGGAAUGACUCCCUGAGGAUGGCAUAAAGGGCAUUGCCCUGACCCUCUCUCUCCCUGCCACUGACCUAUGGGAUACCAGCCAGGAGCUCUUGAGCGUCGUGGACAGUGGCCGGGUUUAUGGGGAGAGUGUGGGGAGAUGUAGGGUGCUGAGUCCUCUUCUGGUCUGUACAGUCCGUGCUGCGAUGUCCCCCUCAGCUGUUCUGAGUCUCCCUUUUCUCCGGCCUGAGUGGAAUGUUAAUUCAGAUUUUUUUUUUCCUGAGCACAAAUUAUUUUCUGAUCCCAGGUUUGGUAAAUAUGUAAGCACUACUCUGUGAAUAAACGAAUGGGUGAUAUGACGAGCAAUUACCAAUGUAGAAUUAUGUUGUAUGUAAUGUAUAUAUGGAGAAAGAAUGUAUUUUGUUCAUUUUUUCUUAAUAAAAAGUUAUAUAUGGGAA
Molecule: messenger RNA, 12591 nt
Organism: Ornithorhynchus anatinus (platypus)
Lineage: Eukaryota; Metazoa; Chordata; Mammalia; Monotremata; Ornithorhynchidae
Gene: MKLN1
Product: muskelin 1
Exons: 18
Coding region: 36-2243 (735 amino acids)
Cellular component (GO): cytoplasm
Molecular function (GO): protein binding
Source: RefSeq, a predicted model, not a curated record